Molecule: messenger RNA, 2242 nt
Organism: Herpailurus yagouaroundi (jaguarundi)
Lineage: Eukaryota; Metazoa; Chordata; Mammalia; Carnivora; Felidae
Gene: CIAO3
Product: cytosolic iron-sulfur assembly component 3
Exons: 11
Coding region: 63-1493 (476 amino acids)
Source: RefSeq, a predicted model, not a curated record
UCCCGCAGUUUCGCGCCGCUUGGCGACGUUGGCGCCCCGCGCCCAGCAGCAGUACGGCCGCCAUGGCGUCGCCCUUCAGCGGGGUGCUGCAGCUGACAGACCUGGAUGACUUCAUCGGACCGUCUCAGGAUUGCAUCAAGCCCAUGAAGGUGGAUAAGAGGUUGGGAAGCGGCGUGGCCAAGAUCCACAUCGAAGACGAUGGCAGUUACUUCCAGGUCACUCAGGAUGGAGGGACCCGGAAGCUGGAGAAGGCCAAGAUCUCGCUGGAUGACUGCCUGGCAUGCAGUGGCUGUGUCACCUCGGCAGAGACCGUGCUCAUCACUCAGCAAAGCCACGAGGAGCUGCGGAAGGUUAUAGAUGCCAAUAAGACGGCGGCCCCCGGUCAGCAGAGGCUGGUUGUCGUGUCCGUCUCGCCCCAGUCCAGGGCAUCGCUGGCUGCACAGUUCGGGCUGAACCCUACAGACACUGCCAGGAAGCUGACUGCAUUCUUUAAGAAAAUCGGGGUGCACUACGUGUUCGAUACCUCCUUCUCGAGGAACUUCAGUCUCCUCGAGAGCCAGCGAGAGUUUGUGCAGAGAUUCCGAGGACAGGCCGACUCCCAGCAGGCCUUGCCUGUGCUUGCGUCCGCCUGCCCAGGCUGGAUCUGCUACGCGGAGAAGACGCACGGAAGCUUCCUCAUCCCCUACCUCAGCACUGUUCGGUCCCCACAGCAGGUCAUGGGCUCCCUGGUCAAGGACUUCUUUGCCCAGCAGCAGCAUUUGACCCCGGACAGGAUCUACCACGUGACGGUCAUGCCCUGCUAUGACAAAAAGCUGGAAGCUUCCAGACCAGACUUUUUCAGCCAGGACUACCAGACUCGUGAUGUGGAUUGUGUUGUCACCACAGGAGAAGUCUUCAAGCUGCUGGAAGAAGAAGGGGUCUCACUCUCGGAACUGGAGCCAGCCCCCCUGGACAGUCUGUGCAGCAGUGUGUCUGCCCAGGAGCCCAGCAGCCAUCGGGGCGGGGGCUCCGGGGGCUACCUGGAGCACGUGUUCCAGCACGCAGCCCGGGAGCUCUUUGGAAUCCACGUGGACGAGAUCACCUACAGACCCCUGAGGAACAAGGACUUUCAGGAGGUGACCCUGGAAAAGGAGGGCCAAAUCGUGCUGCACUUUGCCGCGGCCUAUGGCUUCCGCAACAUCCAGAACCUGGUGCAGAAGCUCAAGCGAGGGCGCUGCCCGUACCAUUAUGUGGAGGUCAUGGCCUGCCCCGCAGGCUGCUUGAACGGCGGAGGCCAGCUCAAGGCCCCCAACACGCCAGGCAAGGAGCUUCUCCAGCGCGUGGAGACGCUGUAUAGCAUGGUCAGGACAGAGGCGCCGGAGGAUGCACCUGGCAUCCAGGAACUGUACCGGUGCUGGCUGCAGGGCGAGGGCUCGGAGCGCGCUGGCCGCCUGCUGCACACAAGCUACCACGCGGUGGAGAAGGCCAGCUCCAGCCUCGGCAUCAGGUGGUAGGAGGCCUCCGCGCCAGCCUUCUAGGCCCGCCACAGCCCGCACCCGGACUCCCGGGGAGGUCGUGUCCCGAGACCCCGGGGACCACCCCCGAAACGCGGACGUCAGCUGUGGGGAUGUGCCGGAGCCCGUACAGAAACGAGCCUCAGAACCCGUAGCCAGGACAGGUGUGCUCGUCCUGCCUGCCCACUGCAGGAGGUCAGAUGGUCCACAAGGUCCCGGAACCUCCCCACAGGCCCAGCUCUGCGAGCAGGGUGCUGGCCACUCCUGCCUUGUGGCCCAAGUGUGUGGGGGUUUCAGCCGGUCCCGUGGGCUGCACAAGGCAGAACAAAAGCAGGAGCCAGGCUCCCACUGAAGCCAGGCUGUGAAGGACAGUGAUGGGCAGCGCCUGCCGGGCCAGUCAAACUUGGAGCCCAGUGUGAGGAACCCUACUGCGCUGGAUGGCGUAGAAUGCUGGCAGGAGAAGGGCGCCCAGCCUGCGACACCCCCUGCGACAGGGGUGCAGCACCUGCCCCACCUGGGACCGGGCCCUGAUGAUGCCAGGCAUGGCCUCUGGGACCUGACAGCUUGCGUUCUCUGGGCAGAAUUCCAGAUGGGAAGCAGGGUCUGUGAGAGAGGCCGCUGAGACUAGGCACGAAGUCCCUUCUCCACUUACAGGAGUGGGGGAGAGCACAGAUCAGGCUGAACCCACAGGCCUUUCCUUACCAAGUUCCAAGUCUAAUAAAGGGAUCUCUCUCCCGAUGGUUUCUCUC